UGGUGACCUCCAGAAGCCCCCUGCAGUGGCGGCAGCCGGCCAGCAGGGGGCGGAGCUCCACCAGACUUCCACAGUGAAGAGAGAGCGCCAGUGUGCAGCAUCACUCAGGUAGUAAAAGGGGCAGAUCCGAGGACCAGAUACGAGCCACGGUGGAGCUGCUGAGCUCACACCCCUCGGGUUGUGUUGUUGUGUUCGCUGCCCUCUGCACACCUCGGCUCUCCCCUGGGUUAAAACAAACACACCAUGGUGGCGAAGAGCAGGAAGCAGCCCGGGAGGAGUCCGGGGCUGCGGGCGGACCGGGACCGGAGCCCGCUCGUUGCGGGGAAAAGUGUCGUUCGUCGGCCGGCGGGCAGGGAGGGCAAAGCCUCCAGCGGCUCCCACCAGAACGGGCUGUCGGGGCUCGGACACAAGCUGGGGCCCCCCUCCGCGGCGGGGAAGCUGGGGAUCACGCUGCUGCUCGCUGCUCUGACUGGGUUUCUCCACUGGCAUCACCUCUCACAGCUGUUUGAGAAUGACAGACACUUUUCACACUUGUCAAACCUGGAGAAGGAAAUGGCUUUCCGGACCGAGAUGGGUCUGUACUAUUCCUACUACAAGACCAUUAUUGAUGCGCCAACUUUCCUGGACGGCCUCCACAUGGUCAUGAACGAUCGGCUGACAGAGUACCCUCUGGUCAUUAACACGCUGAAGAGAUUCAAUCUCUAUCCAGAGGUGGUCCUGGCCAGCUGGUACCGGAUGUACACCGGUGUAAUGGGGUACUUAGGGAUUCCCACUAAGAUGUGCUGGUCCAUCAACAGAGGAGAGGGACUCACUCCUGUGGACAGCUGUGAAGGGAUGGGCGACCCGGCGUACUUCUACGUGACCUUUGUGUUCCUGCUGAACGGUGCGAUGAUGAGCCUUUUCUUCAUCUACGGUGCCUAUCUCAGUGGCAGUAGACUGGGCGGCAUUGUUACCACGAUGUGUUUUUUCUUCAAUCACGGAGAGAGCACUCGUGUGAUGUGGACUCCGCCCCUGAGGGAGAGCUUCGCCUACCCGUUCUUAGUCCUGCAGAUGCUCCUUCUCACCUACAUCCUACGGACACGGAACCCGAGCAGGACAGCCAUGGUCACCCUGGGCGUCUCCAAUUUGUGCUUUAUGCUGCCUUGGCAGUUCGCCCAGUUUGUGCUGCUCACUCAGGUGGCUUCUCUGUUUGCUUCUUACAUCCUGGGUUACCUCGCCGCCGCCAAGAUGCAAUCCAUCCUCGUCACUCAUAUGAUAACUCUCGCCGUCUGCUUUGUCCUGAUGUUUGGAAACUCCAUGCUGCUCACGUCCUUCUACGCCUCCUCGCUCGUCUCCAUCUGGGCAAUCGUUGCAUUGAGGGAUCGAUUUGCUCAAGUCUUCAAACCUGGCGUCGUCAUCUGGGUCAUGCAGGUUUUGGCUUGGGUCGGCUCCACAGUUCUGCUCAAAUUCAUGCUGUCCACUCUCCUUUGUGCCUCGGAUGAUGCUCACAUCAGUGGACUGAUCAAGUCUAAGUUCACGAGCUACAAGGACUUCCACACUCUGAUGUACACUUGUGCUGCAGAAUUUGACUUCAUGGAGUUGGAGACCCCUUUACGUUACCUCAGGACGUUGCUGCUGCCCAUCAACAUGCUGGUGGUUGCUCUCAUCGCUGGGAGGACUGUCCAAGAUGUAGUCCGGUUCCUUAGGGACGGAGGGAAGGCGUCUGUCAAACCGGAUGAUGUUGAUGAAGCUGCAGGGUCUGAAAUUGCUGCAAAAGGAGAGCUGGUGUAUCACAGCCUGCAGCUGGUGGCGUUCUUUGUCCUCGCCGUCCUCAUCAUGCGUCUGAAGCUCUUCCUGACGCCGCACAUGUGCAUCAUGGCCUCACUCAUCUGCUCCAAACAGUUGUUUGGUUGGAUCGGGGAGAGGUUGAAACACCAGCUCGCCGUGUUUGCCUUCAUGGCCAUCAUGGCCGUACAGGGAGUGGCCAACCUGCAGGCCCAGUGGGGGAUCAUCGGAGAGUUCAGCAACCUGCCGCAGGAGGAACUGCUGGACUGGAUCCAGGUCAACACCAGUCCGGAUUCUGUGUUUGCUGGGGCCAUGCCCACCAUGGCCAGCGUGAAGCUCUCCACAGGUCGGCCCAUCGUCAACCACCCCCACUACGAAGACGCUGGUCUGAGGGAGAGAACCAAGCUGGUCUACUCCAUGUACAGUCGCAUGUCUGGAGAAACAGUUAAGGGCAACCUGAUGAAGCUGGGAGUGGACUUCUUCGUCUUGGAGGAUUCUUGGUGCACCAGGCGAACCAGGCCCGGGUGCAGCAUGCCAGAGAUCUGGGACAUUGAGGAUCCCCUAAAUGCUGGUAAAAUCCCCCUCUGCACCCACAUGUCCAGGAGCUCAAGACCCCACUUCACCACAGUGUUUUCCAAUGACAUUUAUAAAGUUCUGAAAGUCCCCAAAGCUACCAACGAUCUCAGAUAACGACGUGUGGCGGACUGGUUCAGUUGUUCUUUUCACCACUUUUACAAGGUUUUGAUCAGUCAUUGCUGCUUUUUACUCAAACCCCCCACAGAGCCCCUUUUUUGCAGUGCUUUAAGUCACUGAGCGAUUGGACAAGAGCCAAAACAAUCACAAUGAGUCUCUCCACUCUUGGUGCGCCGAGAGUUUUUGUGACUUAAAGGAACUCCACAUUUGCCAAUCUUCCUUAUCGCUGCAUCUUUGUCGUCCAGCGACGUUUCCCAUGACGCACGUUGGUGCCCGAGUAAAAAGCCAAAAGGUGUCGUAGCUCUUCAUUUAGGUUGUUGCAUUGGUUCUGUUAUAUAGAAUCUUUAGUUUGAGAAACAUUGUCCUCAAAGAGAUGCCGUUUAUACAUCAGUGUUGUGUAUUGUCUCACUGUAUAGGAUUCAUUUUCUUUGACUUUUGCAUAAGAAGUACGUUUUGUCUGGCAGGACCAAUCGAUGAUGUCCACAUACUGUGAAGCAAUACCCUUUGCAAACUUGGCAAAAGCUAACUUCUUCUAUUGUUAUAAACAGUGUUGAUUUCUGAAAGGAUUUUUCAGUAGUAUGCUAUUUUUAUAAUUUAUUUGUGAGUCAUUUUUAUGCAAACUUCAAAGUGUUUAAGAAAUAGUUCACCCCAAAACAAUAUACAUUGUGUAUAGUACUCUCCUCCCUAGGCUCACUAUGGUCCCAGAUAAAGUUUUCUAUUGAAUGGUGUUAGGGAGAGCAGAGAGUAAAAAAAAAAAUCACUGCAAACAGACUUUGGCCGAGGGCGAAAAAAGGUUCAAUAACAUCUGAAAAAGGUUAUAAAAUCACUGUAGAGCAUUAUCCAAGUCUCUUGUAUCCAUUUAUAGACUCAUUGAAAUCCAAAUCUUCACCUAACUAUUGCUAACAAACGAUUUCUGGUUAUCCUCCCGCGGAGGAAUCUCUUUCGGCCUACAUCAGAGACCCUCAUACUGAUGUUUUUAACUUUUUUCUGAGAGGUGAGAGCUUUAAACAACCAAUAUUGUUCUUGGGUGAACUAUUCCUUUAAGAAGUUUUUCUUUAGAAGCCAACAGUGUUUUAAGAGUCUUUGGAACAUGAGGGGGAAAUUAUGUUCUUGUGUUCAGAAGAAGGGACUCCCUAUACCGUGAUGUCCAGAUGGAAUUGGUGCCAUACCAUUAGUCUGACAGAAAAUAUUUCCAAAUCCUAAUAGUCCUGAUAAUGUCUUAUUGGAGCGAAAGCCAAUUUGUCCAUCGGCCCAUUAUCCCGAAAACAAACAUCCAUUGUUCGGAAAUUAUAAACUCUAAGCACAUGGAUAUUUAUUAUGUGGAAUGACAUCAUCUGACCUUCCUGGUUGCUAUUUUUUCCUUCCAUGGCAAAGACAUGACCCGCCGUACUCUGCCUCUGGUUAGUUUACCCUGAUAUUCUUACCCUUAAAGCUAACUAAUCUCACUCCUCAUGCAUAAACCUAACCAACCCAACCAACAAAGGUAACAAGGGUUAGGAGGAAGAGUGGUGAGUCAUGCCUCUGCCAGUAGGAAAAGAAAUCAAGAAGGUCCAAUGACAUAAUUCAGAAUAAUAAUUAGCUUUUGAUUGAGACAUGAGCCUUCGGAACAAUGGGAAUUUGUUUUUAGGAUAACAGACUGUCGCAUAAAUAGGCUGUUGGGCUGUUAAAACAAUAGGUAGUCCCCAUGGAAUUCACUCAAGAAGAUUUUUGAUAAAACUUCACAUAAUAGAAUUCCGUUCAUUCUUAAUUCAGUUAUAAACUGGUAAAGAGUUUUUUUUUUUUUUUUCAAAACAAGUAGACUUCCUGUGCCCUGUUAAA
This is a messenger RNA of Anoplopoma fimbria (sablefish), 4275 nucleotides long. RefSeq names its product dpy-19-like 1, like (H. sapiens) (gene dpy19l1l). Gene Ontology annotation, molecular function: mannosyltransferase activity. Lineage: Eukaryota; Metazoa; Chordata; Actinopteri; Perciformes; Anoplopomatidae. Gene Ontology annotation, cellular component: nuclear inner membrane. The record is from RefSeq and is a predicted model, not a curated record.